AUAAUUCUAGAUGAUACAAUAGAUGUAGAUCUAUAUUAUAUACAAAAAUAUUUACUAGAUAACUAGACUAUUUUGGAGAGACACUCCCGUCCACAGAUAGGGCAGGUUAAGGUGCCUUUUGCUUUGGUGGUAGAGGAGCUGGCCGUUUUUCGGAUUGUACGUUUUUCUUCCUGAACUGAGACCCAUGUACUUUCACUGUCCAUAGCUUUUUUUGACACUGUCUCUCUCCAUCUGGCGUGGUCUAGAGCAGGGGUGGGCAAAUUACUGCCCGCAGGCCACAUGUGGCCCGCCGGAGUGUUUUAUGCGGCCCGCCGACACCUACAGAAGUCAGGUGUGCCCACAGUAUAUACUUAUAAAAAUGCAAAUAUAUUAAAAUAAUAUAAAUAUAAACUAUUGAAACUGUCAUUAUAAAAAGUUUCAAGCAAACGAAGACUAUGCUUAUUGGCUAUACAUCAAUACACUCAAUUCAAACACCAUCUCUGAUCAGUAUUUAUUCAAUGCUAUGAAGAACUGUGUUGAAUGUUGGGUAUGCUUGGAACAAGAUGGCAAGGGUGACAACUGGUGGAGCUCGAUCUUUGACUGAGUAAAAUGGGGGAUUUUUUUUAAUACUCCAAACAUAAACUUUAAACAGGAAAAAUUGCACAAAGCUGCAUAAAAUUUCAAUUUCAGAACGACAAUACUAAUAGCAAUCAAACUUAUCAGAGCUAGGGGUAUUAACCACAGGUAGUUUCGAUUUUGAAUAAAAUAAUCCAACAUAUCCGCUAUCAUAGCAUGGGCAAGGUAGACGAGAACAAUAUAAAAUCUCCAGGAAGAAAUUGUUAUGUUACUUGAAGGACAUUGACUGUGACCUUGUUACCAAUAUUUCUAAUGAAGAGUGGAAGACAGAUUUCAUGUGUUUCAUAAUUACCAUCGCAAUGAGUCCCUUGCAAAUGAAAUGUAAAUGGAUGUUAAAUCUUUUCAAACAAGGCUUUCCCAUUUCUACAAGCAAGCAAAAGAAAACAGGUUUUGUCAUUUUCCUUUGCUGAAAGAUUUCUAGUAAAAAUGUAUAUUUCGGACAUACUGAGGAUGCUUCUCAAAGUAUCAGCCAAAGCUUCACAAAUUGCUACAAUUAUUCGAAAGGAGAAGCCACUUGUUGAGCUUUUAGUUGAAGAAAAGAGAGGCCUUGAAAAAAAUAAUAGAUUCUUUCAAGAUUUUAAAACUCUUGCAGAUGUUUUAAUUCAAGAAACAGUUCGCCAUUAUAUCAGUGAAAAAAUCCCAAACAUUGGAAGUAGCAUCUAUGGUGAAGAAAGCAACAAAUUUACCAAUUCUUUGGGAGAUUGUGUAGUGGUGACUAUUUGUCAUACUUGUGAGGAAACCCAGUUAUUACUUCAAAAAGUAUUAAAUGGGAACACUGAAGCUGCCUGUCUGUUAGCUGAAGCUGUUCAUAGCACCACUGAAGAUGUACCCUCACUUGAUGACUAUGACCUUCAUGUUGAUAUUGAUACAAACGAUUGUGGAAUAUGGAUAGAUCCUAUUGAUUCUACAGGUCAAUAUAUCAAAGGAGAAACAGGAGAAAAAGAUGAAUAUGGUAUGGUGGUUGAUGGUUUACAAUGUGUGGCCAUUCUAAUUGGAAUGUUCCAGAAGUCCACUGGGAAAUCCAUUUUAGGUGUAGCAGUGCAGCCAUUUGCAGAGUUUAAUCCUCAAACAAAUAGUUGGAUCUCUCAAACUCUCUGGGGGGUAUGCUAUAAAGACAUCAAACAAACAUCCUUAAAGUCAGCUGAUGAGGUUCUGCACAGAGAAGUCAAGCGAGCUGUGCUGAGCAACAGUGAAUCUGAACAUGUUCAGGAUGUGCUGAGAACAAAGUUCCAAUUAGUUUUUGCCUCAGGUGCUGGAUACAAGAUCUUGGCCACCAUACUUGGCCUGGCCAAUGCAUAUGUUCUGUCUCACCGCUCUAUCUAUAGAUGGGAUUGUUGUGCUGGUCAUGCUAUUCUUCUGGCGCUUGGAGGAGGCAUUAUAAGCUACAAGCAUGCCUUAGAAAUGGCCAGGAAAUCCUCCACACCAAUAACCAAAGAAGAUCUGGAUCAGCUUCAGGUUAACUAUGUGAGCACUGGAGGAGCCAUCACCAGUAGAAGAUGUUCUAUCUCUGAUGGUACUGAGAGCCUACCUGGGAUAGUUGCCUAUCUCACUGUUAGUGAUGUAUUGCUUAUCCUAGAUUUGCUUAAAAAUAUUUGAAAAUAUGAAGGUGUAGAGUGGUUAACCCCAUUGUGUAAUACCUAUACUUAAUAAACUGGAAGAACCCUAUUCCAUAGCCAGUUUUAUCACUCCACUAAGUUUUUGUACUUUAGCAAGGUCAUUUUGGUGUUGUUGGUCUGUAUGUUGUAUCUUGCUUUGGAGAUAUAAAACAAUAACAUAGAGAUCAAGUCAGUUUUGUUCUGCAUGGACAUAAUUAAACUAAAGCUUUAAUUGUGAUACAUUUAUUGGUUGAAUACAGCCCAGUAAAUGAUGAUAAUAAUAUUUGUUUAUAAAAGAUUUGAAAACAGUUAUACUUAUUUAUGUGCAGUAGAGUUUUUAACUUAACUUUCUCACUUAGACAAAAAAAAAAUAGAUGUGUAUUUUUAGCAAAGAACGGUCUUUAUGGCAUACACAUCUACUGUGUCUUACAGUUUUUAUUUCCAUUUGAAAUUAACAAUAAUCUGUUUACUGGUCUAAUGUCUUUUAUGAUGUGCACCAUUGCUUUAAUUAUAAGAAACUAAGGAAGGUAUUUUCCUUCCAAAGCAUGUCUAUUUUGAAUGCAAUACUCAUAUAGUCAUUUUAUUAUUACACAUAACCUUGUAAACCUACUAGAAUCAUUGCAAAUGGUAGGCCUAUAUAUAUAUAUAAAUAUAUAUUUGCUAAUCCUUGAGUUUUAGACAUUUCUUAAUAUUUAAAAAGGAUACAUCAAAUAUGUUUUAUUGAACUUCAUUUAAAGCAUAUUGAUUAUGCUAUGAACCAUUCAUCAAUUGAUUUGUUUAUCUGGAACACAAUUUGAUGAAUUUUUCUGUUUCUGAUGCAGGCAUCAGCAUUGUUUUAAUAAUGUUAUUUAAAUAACAUUGUGAUAUUACAGACAUAUUAGAAUGUUCAGAAUCAUAUUCUUACAUCAUAUCCCAUUGAACUGUUUAAAUAGUUUUUUGUAUCUAGAUUAAUUUAUUUCGCAUUACUGUAAAGUAAUUUUUUUGUGUGUAAAACCACAGAAAUUAGUAUUACAAAAUAAAUUCCUUAUAGUUCUUAUUUAUGAACUAUUUGGUUCCGUUCUUUAAAGAUGAAUUAAACUUCUCAUCUUUACGUGAAAUCAUACAAGAUAUUCUUUGUCUUAUGUCUGGACAAUUUAUUAAUUGCUUUGUUAGUAAAUAUCUAUAACCUUGUAAUUGUAUGCUUUGAAAUAUACUUUUAGCUAUCAGGAAUGUAAUCCAGAAUUUAUUUUUAUAUAUAAAUAUAUUUAUGUUUUGUGCAAUGUAGUACCAGAUUUUGGUAGGCUGUUGGUAGUUUCAGUGAUAGUAAUACUAACUGGUUCAGUUGUUCAUAAAAAAUGUAUCUUUGAAAAAGAAAACAAGAAAGAAAAAUACCCAGACAGUAUGCCUUAAUGUUGUUGUGAUUAUGCUAUUAAAGACAAGAUAAACUAUGAAUGUCUCAUAUAUUAAACUUUUCAAAAUGGAUUUUGCUCUUGUUGAAUAAUGUUAAUACCUGCAGGACUAGACUGACACAUUAUCUUCUUUUUUGAAGUAUUAUCUAUAAUAUAAAAGAUGAUCUGAGACUCAAUUUUACUUUUUUAAAAACAUGAAUUAUUAAUCAUGCUGUGGUUUGCUUAGGUGUUGUAUUUAUAAUUGACAGUCUCUGUUCACCAUAUACAAUCCAAUCUUCUUUUUUUUUAAUGCUUUUAUGUUUCUCACUCAUUUGCUUUUUUUUUUUACUCUUAAAUAUUUUUUUAGAAUUUAAUUAUAAUGUCUAGUAUAAGAGCUUUUUAAGUUAUUUCUUCGCUAAAAAAAAGACAACCAAAAUCAAAUAGAGAUACAAUUUUAUGUAUUUUGUACAGUUUUACACUAAGAAAAUAACUUGAACAAAAUCAAAUUUCUUUUAGAAAGUUGAUAAUCAAAUAUAAACAAAAUAAAAAUAAAGUUGCCCACUAAUGAACUUCUAGAGUUGGUUUUUGAAAAACUUGACUAAUUAGUUUAUGUGUAUUGAUUUUCAGCUCCUCAAUUUAGCAAUCUACAACUUACUCAAAAUACUAUUUUAAAAAAAAGAUUGCGAUUUUUAAAAUAUAAAUAAAUUAAAUCAUUUCAAGUUUAAUUUUUAUAAUUUUUUUAUUAUUUACAAAGUUGUUUUUUUUUUUCAUUUCUUUUAAAAUGUUCCUCUCCACAUUAUAUCUUUGAAAAAUCUUAGUAGAACAAUUAAAAAGACUAAGAAACAUCUGCAAAGAAAGUAGCAACAAAAGAACAAAAGAGAAUGUAAGUUAAACAAAAAACUUGUUAUAAGAUCAACCCAGUAGCAACAGAUUUUUUUUCAAGCCUUAAUACCUGAGGAAGGCAAUGCAUUUGUUAAAAACAUUAACAUAUGAGAGGCUUAUAAAAAAAAAAAAUUCUAGUUAGGAAAUUUUUUUAUUAGUGUUGACAAGUUGAAAAAAACAAAACAGGUCUGUUGUGCAUGUUUCAUUUCCUUCCCACCAAACUAAAUAUAGAGAGAUUUUAUUUCUAUAGGCAAAACAAUUUUUAUAAGUAAAUUCAAUUAAAUUUCAAUUUGUGCAAAUUAAAUGAUCUUUACAAGUUAAGUUAUGGCCAAAGUUAGAUUUUAGAAUAAAAACAUUUAUAGAGACGUUUGCUGUUCCUAUUGUUUCCCCUUGCAAGUUGUUGUUUCUAUCCUAGCUUCAGCAACAGCAGAGCUUAUGUUUCAAAUUUAUCUUGAAGCAUUUUAAGCAACAUAGUAAAUAACAGCAAAUUGCAUAAUAGUUUUUGCAUAUAAUGACUUUACAAUUUUCUCUCAUUAUUUGUAUGCAGUAUACCUAAUAUAUACAUUUUAUUUUGUGCUUAGAAAUGUAUUUUUUAAAAUAAAUAUAUAAUUUAAAGAAUUUUCAGUCAUAUUCUUAUAUUAUAUUCCAUAGUUAUCCCAUUUCUUGUGCUCCUCUAAAUAAUGAUCAUCUCAUUUUGAAUGAAAGUCAAAGCCUUUACCAGUUGCUUACGUAUUCAGAGUUUAAUUUGUAUUCGAAGCAUACUUUAGAAAGAUCAAAUUUUAUCUUUUGAAAGGUGUACAACAGUACAAGCAUUACAAAAUGCACAAAAUAAAAUGUUUUGUCUCUUAAUAUUUUUAAGCAGAUAUAUAUAUAUAUAGUUUCUCAGUCAAUACUGUUGUGUGAAGGACUUUGGUUGUGUAAUGACCAGGAGAGUGUAUACAAACCAUAGCUUUAGUGAAUCUAUUUCUUUUUUUAUUUGCAUUAAAAUCAUUCAUUGUAAAUGUUAAUUCACCAAGCAGUUCUUCACCCUCCUAUACUUGAAGUUUUUAAUUAUAAUACAGCUAUAGCACUGAAAAUAAACACUUUAAAAUCUAA
Messenger RNA from Biomphalaria glabrata, 5554 nucleotides. RefSeq names its product inositol polyphosphate 1-phosphatase-like. Gene Ontology annotation, molecular function: inositol-1,4-bisphosphate 1-phosphatase activity. Gene Ontology annotation, biological process: phosphatidylinositol phosphate biosynthetic process. Bases 1042 to 2211 code for a protein of 389 amino acids. NCBI's taxonomy places the organism in Eukaryota, Metazoa, Mollusca, Gastropoda, Planorbidae. The transcript is spliced from 6 exons. The record is from RefSeq and is a predicted model, not a curated record.